GAAAAUGGUGGACAGACUUUAACCGGUGUGUGUUAUUGACAGUGUCUAAAAAUUAAUUUCAACAAUUUUUUGUAAUAAAUAUUUAAAAAUUAAUGAAUACAGUAUGGCCCAUUUGUUAUUAUCAUUAGGUAGCAGAGUUGAAAGAAUUGUUUUUAAUUCUACACAAAAGGGAAGAAUUGAUUUUCAGCUAUGGAGACGAUUAACGAUGUUAAAUAAUAAAAAAUUAUCGGCUCUUGAACAUCUUCAUCAACAGUUGCAAUUACAUUCGGAGAAAUCUCGAAAACAUUUUGAAUAUUUAUUCAGAUUGGGUGGAAAGAGACAAAAUGUCAAAUGUAGUGGAAAAAGUGGAAAAAAUGAACCGCCGAAAGAAGCGUUAAAACCAAAUAAAGAUGAUCCAAGUGGAUUUCGUAUUAAAUUUGGAUUUCGUUUGGGAGAAGGAGGAGUAGGUGGUGGAGGCGGUGCAGGUGGUGGUGGACCACGAGGAAUGGGAGAUAAACCAUUUAAUAGUGGUGAUAAAAAAUGGAUUCCUUAUGCAGUCGGAGGUUUUACUUGUUGUAUUAUAUUGGCAACUUUAGUCAAUUCAAAACAAAGAGAAAUUACCUGGAAGGAUUUUUUAAAUAAUUACUUAAAUAGAGGAUCCGUGGAACAAUUAGAGGUUGUUAAUAAAAAAUGGGUCCGCGUUCGUCUUGCUCCAGGAGCGUCGGCCGAUAACUCGACUUUGUGGUUUAAUAUUGGCAGUGCCGAUACUUUUGAGAGAAAUUUGGAGAACGCGCAGCUUGAAUUGAAUGUGGAACCGCAAAAUUAUAUACCAGUUAUUUAUAAAGUUGAAUUGGAGGCCUCACACCUUAUUGGUUAUUUACCAACACUUAUUCUUAUUGGAUUUUUAUUGUACGGUUUCAAUCGUUCCGCUCAAAUGAUGGGUGGCAGGGGAGGUAAAAAAGGUGGACUUUUCGGUGGUGUUAUGGAUUCCAAUGCAAAAUUAAUCAACAACAAAGACAUUGAAGUUCGAUUCAAGGAUGUUGCCGGCUGCGAAGAGGCUAAAAUCGAAAUCAUGGAAUUUGUCAACUUUUUGAAAAAUCCACAGCAAUAUUUGGAUCUUGGUGCUAAAAUUCCCAAGGGGGCAAUGUUAACUGGUCCUCCGGGAACGGGAAAAACGUUAUUGGCAAAGGCGACAGCGGGCGAGGCGAAUGUGCCUUUCAUUACAGUGUCCGGUUCCGAAUUUUUGGAAAUGUUCGUUGGCGUUGGUCCGUCGCGUGUCCGAGACAUGUUCGCGAUGGCUAGAAAAAAUGCGCCUUGUAUAUUAUUUAUCGACGAAAUCGAUGCCGUUGGUAGGAAGCGCGGUGGAAGAUCUUGGGGCGGACAUUCGGAGCAAGAAAACACAUUAAAUCAACUUCUCGUUGAAAUGGACGGUUUCAAUUCGACAACGAACGUGGUUGUUUUAGCGGCAACGAAUCGAGUGGACGUUUUGGAUAAGGCACUAAUGCGACCCGGUAGAUUCGAUAGGCAAAUUUUCAUACCAGCGCCCGACAUCAAGGGACGUGCCUCAAUUUUCAAAAUUCAUUUAGCGCCCAUUAAAACUACAAUGGAUAAAAAUGAAUUAUCGAGAAAAAUGGCGUCCCGCACACCCGGUUUCACUGGUGCGGAUAUUGCUAAUGUGUGCAAUGAGGCGGCAUUAAUAGCGGCUAGAAAUUUAAAAUCAGGAGUCGAUUCACACGAUUUCGAGCAAGCAAUUGAGAGAGUAAUUGCUGGUAUGGAGAAAAAAUCGCAAGUCCUACAACCGGAUGAGAAAAAAACGGUGGCUUAUCAUGAGGCAGGUCACGCUGUCGCUGGUUGGUACCUUGAGCAUGCGGAUCCUCUCAUUAAAGUUUCUAUUAUUCCACGAGGGAAGGGUUUGGGUUAUGCACAGUAUUUGCCACGCGAACAAUAUCUCUACUCGAAGGAGCAAUUAUUCGAUAAAAUGUGUAUGACACUCGGUGGACGUGUUUCCGAGGAGAUGUUCUUUAAACGAAUAACGACCGGUGCACAGGACGAUUUACAAAAGAUCACGAAAAUGGCUUACUCGCAAAUAAUUCAUUACGGAAUGAAUGAGAAAAUUGGAAAUGUCAGUUUCGAAAUGCCGGAGCAAGGGUCGCCCUAUACAGAUAAACCUUAUUCGGAAAAUACUGCGCAAAUGAUCGAUCAAGAGGCGCGAAAAAUGAUCGACAGUGCGAAGAAACGAACUCGUCAAGUUUUGGAAGAUCACAAAAAUGACGUAAUUAAGGUGGCAGAGCGAUUAUUAAAACAGGAAAUAUUGAGCAGGGAGGAUAUGAUAGAAACAUUGGGACCGCGACCAUUCAAGGAAUUAUCGACGUACGAAGAAUUUGUCGAGGGCACUGGCUCCUUCGAGGAAGACACAUCGCUUCCAAAGGGUUUAAAGGAUUGGAAUUUAUCGAAAGAGGAUAAAGAAGCAGAAGCCGAAAAAGAAAGUGAAAAAAGUAAUUUAGACAAAGAAACAUCGCCCCCGCGUAAAACACCAAAACAAACUAAAAAUCAACCUCAACCGUGAUUUUAAUUUUUAUACCUCUCGAGAGCAAUGUCCUUAUUAUAUAACACAAUUUGUACUUUGUAUUAUAGUUAAAUAUCUACAUAUAUAUAAAUUAUAAUGUAUAUAUAUAAUUAUACAUAUAUAAAAUUAUAUAUAUAAAAUUAUAUAUAUACAUAUAAAAAAUUAUAUAUACAUAUAAUUUAGAAAUAACUCAUUUCGAUUUAAAAAUGCUAAUGGCGCACUAAGCAUUUUUCUUUUUCACACAUACUUGUCAUAUAGUCACGUAUAAUUUUUUUUUCCUCAAUUUUUUCAAUAUUUGUAAGAAAUUUUGAAUAAUUUUCGUUGUGAAAUUAAUCCCCCCUAUAUUUUGUUGAAAGAAAACUGUUAAGCCUUUUUUUUAUUUUUUUUUAAAUAACAGAUCUCAUUUAAGCGCCUGAUUAAUUUUUGAAACGAGUAUAUUUUAAUUAAUUUGGAAAAAAGAUUUUUUUACGUUUUAGUGGUGACUGAAUUGAAAAAACAAAAAAAUGUCACAAUAUAUUUAUCAGCUGUGAGCUGAAAACGAUUGUAAAAUAAAAGCAAAAACUGUGAAUAAGUAA
This is a messenger RNA of Leptopilina heterotoma, 3120 nucleotides long. It is a transcript of the gene Afg3l2, whose product is annotated as AFG3-like protein 2. The transcript is spliced from 12 exons. Gene Ontology annotation, biological process: protein-containing complex assembly; mitochondrial protein processing. The coding region runs from base 104 to 2545 and encodes 813 amino acids. NCBI's taxonomy places the organism in Eukaryota, Metazoa, Arthropoda, Insecta, Hymenoptera, Figitidae. Gene Ontology annotation, cellular component: m-AAA complex; membrane. Gene Ontology annotation, molecular function: metalloendopeptidase activity; zinc ion binding; ATP binding. The record is from RefSeq and is a predicted model, not a curated record.